UAGAGUAUUUUCAGUUGAAUCAUGUUUUCUGUUGCUUGGAACAGACUGUGUUAUUUCAGGACGAGAGUUUGGUUUCCUUCUCCUAGAACAACUACUUGUGUGAAAGUCCAGUCUUUUAACCAACACUUUUAUCAUAGAAAACAGGAAAACCAAAACAGCAGAGAAACUUUUGUGGAUGAAGAGAAUAAGAAGUUAGAAAGAGCUAUUGCUCUUGAGGAAAUGCUUCCUACUGAAGGUAGAGGGACCAAAACGCAAGGCAUGCUAGUUCAAAACCCCGAAUGGUUUCGGCAUUAUUGUGUUUCUUCAGACCAUUUUGGAACUAGUGAAAGACCUAGAAAGGUUCCAACCAUGGGUGAUUCGAGAUUUGUGGGUUGUACAGGACAUAGUGCUCCUAAAGACCAUUCUAUAUGGUGGCUUCAUGUUACCAAGGAAACCAAUGUAAAGUGUCCUUUAUGUGGUCAAGUUUUUCAACUCGUAAAAAUAGACACAGAGUCUUGAAAGUUACUAUCUUUCAAUUGUAAAUGUUUAGUGUUAGUCAAAAAAAUGGCAAAUGAGACUUGAGAAACUAAAGCAUAGAUGCACUUGUCUUUCUUUAGUUACUUGGAUACUUGUGAGUAGCCCAUGAGGAACUUUUUAUUCAUCAAGUUGUAAAAUAACUGUUUUAAAGG
Messenger RNA from Galdieria sulphuraria, 668 nucleotides. Its product is annotated as cytochrome c oxidase (Complex IV) subunit Vb. Bases 22 to 498 code for a protein of 158 amino acids. The record is from RefSeq and is a predicted model, not a curated record. Gene Ontology annotation, cellular component: mitochondrial envelope. The transcript is spliced from 2 exons. Lineage: Eukaryota; Rhodophyta; Bangiophyceae; Galdieriales; Galdieriaceae. Gene Ontology annotation, biological process: mitochondrial electron transport, cytochrome c to oxygen.